AUGACCUCAACAAUAGAAAAACCUUCUAGCCUCCAAACAGGACCAACACCAUCCAAGCGAAAGUCCCCUGAGGAGAGCGACGCGCCAAAACCCUCCUCCACCACAGUUCAAACCUUCACCUCCCGCAAUCCACCCUGGACCUACCUCAAACUCCAACUAAUCACGCAACCACCAACCUCAACAAGCCAAUCUCCCCUCGACCCCCUAACCGCAAAAACCCACCUCACCGCCGCCCUCGCCCAGUUCCUCGGCCUCACAGGGACAGCCAUCCCGCUUGACAUCCUGAAAAUCGCCCGUGAGGGCCAAGCGCAGACAGUCUGGAUCCGCGUGCCACGCUCGGACGCUGCGGCCGUCGUCGCGGCGCUGAGCUCCUGGAUCGGUGGCCCCGCCGGCGGGGGGAGUAAAUCUGCGACUGCGACGGCGACGGGGGGCAGCGUGGCGUGGCGGGUGUGUGCGAAGGGGAAUUACCUCGGGGCGGUGGUACAUGGGUCUGGGGGCGAUUUGUUUGUGCCAUAG
This is a messenger RNA of Aspergillus lentulus, 516 nucleotides long. RefSeq lists its product as uncharacterized. Gene Ontology annotation, molecular function: ribonuclease MRP activity; ribonuclease P activity. Lineage: Eukaryota; Fungi; Ascomycota; Eurotiomycetes; Eurotiales; Aspergillaceae. Gene Ontology annotation, biological process: intronic box C/D snoRNA processing; tRNA processing; nuclear-transcribed mRNA catabolic process, RNase MRP-dependent. The record is from RefSeq and is a predicted model, not a curated record. Gene Ontology annotation, cellular component: nucleolar ribonuclease P complex; ribonuclease MRP complex.